Molecule: messenger RNA, 2847 nt
Organism: Quercus robur (English oak)
Lineage: Eukaryota; Viridiplantae; Streptophyta; Magnoliopsida; Fagales; Fagaceae
Product: G-type lectin S-receptor-like serine/threonine-protein kinase At4g27290
Exons: 7
Coding region: 298-2847 (849 amino acids)
Biological process (GO): protein phosphorylation; recognition of pollen
Molecular function (GO): protein serine/threonine kinase activity; ATP binding
Source: RefSeq, a predicted model, not a curated record
CAUAUUCAAAUUUUUUACAGUAACAUGGUAUCCUCUAAAGUCAUCACCAAUUCAUAUGAAGGAUGAUUUAGAAUUGCCGACUCUCUAUCCGUCUGCACAUUGUGUAAACGUAUGAGAAGGUACAGAGACCCAGAAUUACAACAAAUAACAGUUUUCUCUUUAAUAUAAAAAAACUAGCUUCUUGAAUCGUCUGUUACUCGUUAUGAAAAUUACUGAUUGUCUUUUCCUAUUUAUAGUCCAUCAAAAGCUUGCACUUUGAUACCCGUUAAGCAAAAAUUUAUAUUUCACCCACGAUCAAUGAUAUGCGUAUUCCAUUCAUUGCAGCAAGGGGAUUGUAUAAUAUAUACUAUAUAUAUUACUUUCUCUAAACAAAGAAGUACACUACAAUCAAUGAUUGUCUUUAAACUUCUUGUUGUGUACUGUUUCUUGUCCUGCUUCUUAAGAUUUUCUGCUGCAAUAGACACUAUCACUCCAAGCCAUUCCAUCAGAGACGGUGAGACUUUAAUUUCAGCUGGUGGAACCUUUGAACUGGGAUUCUUCAGUCCUGGAAAUUCAAAAGGCCGAUACUUGGGAAUAUGGUAUAGGAUAUCUACUGACGCAGUUGUAUGGGUAGCCAACAGGGAGACUCCAGUUCCUAAUCGCUCCGGAGUUUUGAAGGUUACAAAUGAAGGAGAUAUUGUUGUUCUCAGCAACACAGAUACUAUCGUUUGGUCAUCCAAUACGUCAAGUGCUGCAGAGGGUCCAGUCGUACAGCUCUUGGAUUCAGGAAAUCUUGUUGUGAAAGAAGGAAAUGACGAUGACCUGGAGAACUUUUUGUGGCAGAGUUUUGAUUAUCCUUGCGACACAUUGCUGCCAGGAAUGAAGUUGGGAAAGAACUUUGUGACAGGUCUAGAAUGUUCUUUAACAUCUUGGAAGAGCACAGAAAAUCCUGCUCAAGGCGAGUUUUUAUUAAGAAUAAAUCCUCAUGGGUUUCCACAGCUAGUUGCUAUGAAGGGAGAUAAAAUAACUACUAGAGCAGGGUCAUGGAAUGGCCUACGUUUUACAGGAUAUCCUGGGUUAAUACCAAAUCCAAUAUUUCAGUAUGAAUUUGUGUUGAAUGAGAAUGAGGUAUAUUACGAGUUCACACUUGUGAACAGUUCAGUCAUUUCAAGGCUUGUAUUUAGCCCAUCAGGCAUUGCGGGACGCUUUACAUGGAAUGAUCGGACACACGGUUGGGAGCUUUACUCUACAUCCCAGGUGGAUCAGUGUGAAAAUUAUGCCUUCUGUGGUGCAUAUGCUACCUGCAAUGCUAAUAGCUCUCCAGUAUGUACAUGCUUGGAAGGGUUUGUGUCCAAAUCUCAAAAACAUUGGAAUUCAGUAGAUUGGUCUGAUGGUUGUGUUCGGAGGACUCAAUUGGAAUGCAAUGAUGGAGACGUCUUCCAGAAAUACACGGGGUUGAAAUUGCCUGACACAUCUUCUUCCUGGUUUAAUAUGACCAUGAGCCUUGUAGAAUGUGAGGGAUUGUGUUUGAAAAACUGUUCUUGCACAGCAUAUUCAAAUUUAGAUAUCAGGGGAAAAGGAAGUGGCUGCUUGCUUUGGUUCAAUAACCUGAACGAUAUGAGAGUAUACUCCCAUGGUGGGCAAGACCUAUAUAUAAGGCUGGCCAGUUCAGAAAUAGAUGAUAUUAAGAAAAACAGACAUUCCAGCAAGAUAAAACAAGCAGGAAUCAUAGUAGCCUCUGCAAUACUAGUCAUGGGAAUUAUAAUACUUGGAGUAAUCUCAUAUGUGCGGAAGAAGAAACUUCGUUUCAAAGGAAUCAUGAGGAAUGAUUAUGACAAUGAAGGCAGGAAAGAAGAUAUGGAAUUACCCAUCUUUGAUUUGAUGGCCAUCGCUAAUGCCACCUGUAACUUUUCAAGCAACAACAAGUUGGGAGAAGGUGGCUUUGGAUCUGUAUAUAAGGGUACACUGCAAGAGGGGCAUGUGGUAGCUGUAAAGAGGCUUUCUAAGAAUUCUGGACAAGGAUUGAAUGAGUUCAAAAAUGAAGUUAUUUUAAUUGCUAAACUACAACACCGCAAUCUUGUCAAGCUUCUCGGUUUUUGCAUUGAAGGAAAUGAGAAAAUGUUAAUCUAUGAAUAUAUGCCUAACAAAAGCUUGGACGCCUUUAUUUUUGAUCAUACAAGAAGCACAUUACUAGAUUGGCAUAACCGCAUCCACAUUAUUUGUGGCAUUGCUAGGGGGCUUCUCUAUCUUCAUCAAGACUCUAGACUCAGAAUUAUCCACAGAGAUCUCAAAGCGAGCAAUAUCCUUCUAGAUGAAAGUAUGAAUCCAAAAAUUUCAGACUUUGGCUUGGCUAGAACAUUUGGUGGAGAUCAAAUUGAGGCCAACACCAAUAGAAUUGUUGGAACAUAUGGUUAUAUGUCUCCUGAGUAUGCGGGGCAUGGACAGUUCUCAAUCAAAUCCGACGUCUUUAGCUUUGGAGUUUUGGUGUUAGAGAUAGUGAGCGGGAAAAGGAACCGGGGAUUUUUUCACCUAGAAGACCACCUCUAUCUCCUUGGACAUGCCUGGAGAUUAUGGAUUGAAGAUAAGGCAAUGGAACUGGCAGAUAAAGCUUUAGGCAACAUGUGCACUCUAUCUGAUCAAGUGCUACGAUGUGUUCAUGUGGGCUUGUUAUGUGUGCAGCAACGACCGGAAGAUAGGCCAGACAUGUCAUCUGUGGUUCUAAUGUUAAGCAGUGAGAUUUUACUGCCUAAGCCCAAUCAACCAGGUUUCUAUAUGGAAAAGGCUCUACCUGAAGCAGAUUCUUCAUCAACAAAGCAUGAAGCAUGUUCAGCCAAUGAAAUUACUAUCACGUUAGUAAAGGGAAGGUAA